AGCAAAGCGAAGCCUAAUCGUGUUCGUGUUGGCCAUGGGGUUCAACAGAGCACAGUUGUUUGCUGCGCUGACCCUGGGCUUGCUCAUCAUGUCCCACAGUGCGGAGGCGGUUCAUCCACGUCCCCGGAUAUGCCACUCCCCAAGCCAUCUUUAUCGUGGCUCAUGCAACAACAGGAAAUGCGUGGAGGUGUGCCACCACGAGCACUUCACCGGCGGCUACUGCUCACGUAAAGGGAUUGUUAAAAAACUUCAUUGUGAAUGUACCAUAAAAUGCGACCAUCAUAGUCCUCCACCGCCGUCAGAAGUGCCGGAGCCGCCGUCUUCUGAACGGCCACCACCACCACCAAGAGUCAUGUAGGCGAGAAAAGUUUAUGGAGCCACUGAAAGGAUAAUAUUUGCGUCUCCAUGGAAAUGUCCAUUUUGUAAGGAACUAGACAGGAAUCAUUGAUCGAAUGAAAAUAAUUUGCAGUAUCGAGACAAUAAUAAGAAAACCUCUUUCA
Molecule: messenger RNA, 500 nt
Organism: Triticum urartu
Lineage: Eukaryota; Viridiplantae; Streptophyta; Magnoliopsida; Poales; Poaceae
Product: defensin SD2-like
Biological process (GO): defense response
Source: RefSeq, a predicted model, not a curated record